UUUUUUUUUUUAUCUCUUUGGCGUGCUCUAUCUAAACCCUUCCUGAUUUCAUAUCCUCUUCUUCACCUUCGUCCUCCCAUCUCUGUGUUUCACCAUGGCAGGACCAAACAACCAAGGAGAAGUCAUGUGGCCGAGAUUGGUAGCUAGCAAGGUGCUUAGAAAGAGAUUGGGUAGCAACAACUUUGUCGCAGAUUUUCCGAGCAACACAGAAGCUAGCUUGCUGGAAAUUCCAAGUAACUUGGGUCAACCAUCUUUGAUCGCUGACACCAUCUUCAAUCAUCACAAGCACACACACGACUACAAUCUUUUCGUUAGCACGUGGAAUGUUGGUGGGAUUGCACCAAAUGAAGAUUUGGAUUUGACGGAUUGGCUAGACACACCCAACAUCUGUGACAUCUAUGUUCUUGGGUUUCAAGAGAUUGUGCCGCUUAGAGCAUCCAACGUUCUUGGUUCAGAGAACAGUAAGAUUUCCAUGAAAUGGAAUUCCUUGGUUAGAAAAGCAUUGAACAAGAAGAUUGAAUGCUGCAGACGAGAUGAAAGGACUGUAGCAAGCAGCAGCAUUCCUCAAGACUUCCGCUGCAUCAUCAGCAAGCAAAUGGUUGGAAUAUUAAUAUCAGUUUGGGUUCGAAGCAGUCUUCGUCCUUACAUCCGACAUCCUAGUGUCUCUUGUGUCGGCUGUGGCAUCAUGGGUUGCCUAGGCAAUAAGGGUUCAGUGUCAGUUAGGUUUCAGGUGCAUGAAACAAGCUUCUGCUUUGUGUGCAGUCAUCUAGCAUCAGGGGGGAGAGAAGGGGAUGAAAAGUAUAGAAACUCAGACGUAGCAGAAAUCUUGUCGCGAACAAGCUUCCCUAAAGGCCCUUCACUUGAUUUGCCAAGAAAGAUUCUGGAUCACGAUCAUGUGAUUUUAUUUGGAGAUUUGAAUUAUAGAAUUUCAUUACCAGAAGAAACUACUCGUUUAUUGGUAGAUAAAAAAGAAUGGGAUCCUUUACUAGAAAAUGAUCAGCUGAAGAUGGAGCUCAUGAAUGGUCAAGCAUUUGAAGGUUGGCAUGAAGGAAUAAUCAAAUUCCCUCCUACUUACAAGUAUUACCCUAAUUCUAACGUAUACUUCGGAUGCAUCCAAGGUAAAAAAGGCGAAAAGUGGCGUGCUCCGGCAUGGUGCGAUCGGAUUAUUUGGUAUGGGGAUAGGUUAAAGCAACAUCUAUAUACUAGAGGUGAAGAAAACCUGUCUGAUCACAGACCAGUUAAGGCAAUAUUUUCUGCAGAAGUUGAAGUUCUACAAACAGUGAAAGGAAUUCAACAAUUCUUCACAUCGGAGAGGUUCGAUCGAAAAACAAAUUAUAAAUUUGACGUGCAUGCCGAACUGCGACAAAUCUCUAUGUAAAAGCAGAUUAAGCUUAAACCCAAAUAUAUAUAUAAUCUUAUUAUAAAUUAUUAGGUUGUAUAAUGUAUAAUAAUAAUAAUUAUUAUUAUUAUAUGUUGUAGUUGCUUGAAGUUGAACUUGCUGAUGAGUGUACACUGGUAAUGGGUUUCUUGUUAUUCAUGUUUCUUUAUGGGAGAGGAGUUGUCAUGAUCAUAUCAUUUCAUUUUCAAUGGAUUAUAGAAUUAGGGCUAGUAUGGCCGGAUUAAUUAAUUAUUGAUUGCUAUUAUUUAAGGGUUUGUAUUGGUUCUAAUGAGACUAUCUUUCAAAAA
Molecule: messenger RNA, 1686 nt
Organism: Manihot esculenta (cassava)
Lineage: Eukaryota; Viridiplantae; Streptophyta; Magnoliopsida; Malpighiales; Euphorbiaceae
Product: type IV inositol polyphosphate 5-phosphatase 9
Exons: 8
Coding region: 95-1378 (427 amino acids)
Biological process (GO): phosphatidylinositol dephosphorylation
Molecular function (GO): phosphatidylinositol-4,5-bisphosphate 5-phosphatase activity; inositol-polyphosphate 5-phosphatase activity; phosphatidylinositol-3,4,5-trisphosphate 5-phosphatase activity
Source: RefSeq, a predicted model, not a curated record